AUGUACUCGCAACUCGCCGUCGCCGCGCUCGCCGCCAUCGCCUCUGUGCAGGCCGCCCCCCUUCCCAUCCUCGCGACCGUCGAGGCCGCCCUCUCGACGCCCAACACGACGCAGUACAACCAGACCGCCGUCUCGUACUUCAUGAACGGCAACAACGGCGCCUGCGGAUGGGCGAACCAGGACUCGGACAAGGUCGUUGGCCUCCCGAACGAGUUCUACCAGGACCUCUCGUCCGUCUCGCCGUACUGCGGCAAGUACAUCGUCGUCACCGACCCGCGCGUCAACAAGACCGUCACUGCCCUCGUCGCCGACGCCUCGACCGGCAACAACACCCUCUCGCUCUCGCAGGGCACCUGGAACGCCCUCAACGGCACCGCGUCCGACCUCAAGACUGUCGACUGGCGCUUCGCCAACGAGACCGAGACGGCCGCCGCCAAGGCCGCACUCUCCUCGCCCGCCUCGUCGUGGUCUGCCCCCGCCCCUUCGUCGACCACCGCCGCCCAGCAGCAGCAGCAGAAGCAGCAGGAGCAGCCCACGUCGUCGUCGCAGAAGCAGCAGACCACCCAGCAGGCCUACACCACUACCCAGGCUCCCUCCACCACCUCGUACGCGCCUAAGCCGACCACCACCACGACCGCCACCCAGCAGGCCCAGGCCACCCAGCAGAAGGCGUCGUACGACUCGUCGGCUUCGUCGGGUACCUACUCUGGCCAGGCGACCUACUUCUUCCAGAACGGCGUUGCCGGCGCUUGUGGAUCCGUCCACAGCGACAGCGACUACAUCAUCGCCCUUGAGACCAGUAUGUAUGCUGGCGGCAGCCAUUGCGGCCAGCAGGUCAAGAUCACCAACACCGGCAACGGCAAAACGAUCACUGCUACCGUCGCUGACGAGUGCCCUACUUGCUCUACCUCUCAAUCCAUCGACCUUAGCCAGGGUGCCUUUGACGCCCUCGGCUCGGAGUCGCAGGGAGUGCUUCCCGUGAACUGGAACUUCUCGGGCUGA
Messenger RNA from Rhodotorula toruloides NP11, 1002 nucleotides. Its product is annotated as expansin family protein. The transcript is spliced from 5 exons. The record is from RefSeq and is a predicted model, not a curated record. Bases 1 to 1002 code for a protein of 333 amino acids. Lineage: Eukaryota; Fungi; Basidiomycota; Microbotryomycetes; Sporidiobolales; Sporidiobolaceae.